AUGGACGAUAAUUUAGGAUUUGAUUUUCCAAUACCACUGAAACCAGAAGACGACAACCCCGAAACUGGACCCAAUUCUGGAAGCUACCCAGUCGCCGAUGGGGAAGCGGGGAGCGACCGCGGAGGAGGGGGCGGAGGCGGAGGCGGAGGGGGGGGAUGGCAAGGGGAAGACGUCGAAUGGCAAGGCGGUCCGAUGUCGGACUUCCAGGGCCUUCCGGCUCGGGUAGAGCCCGAGCCUACUGACGUGGAAGGCAUGAAUGUGCCAAUGCCGGAUGUGACUCUACGAGACGAGCUCUCCGAGUCGCUGAUGCCGCUCAAAUGGGUGUUGUUUCCGGAAGCCGACCCGGUACAGCAGUUUCGCGAUAAGACGUGGAAGGAGAAGAUUUGGAUAUUCCUAGUGGGAGUGUUUCCGAUUCUGUCAUGGCUGCCGAAAUACGAUCUACGGUUCUAUCUGCUCGGCGACAUCAUCGGAGGGCUCUCCGUCGCCAUUAUGUCCGUGCCGCAGGACGUGUCGUACGCCAAGUACGCCAACGCGCCCAAGGAGUUCGCUCUCUACACGAGUUUCCUGCCGCCGCUGAUGUACGCGAUACUGGGUUCAUCGAAGCACAUGGUGAUAGGGCCGGUGUCGGUGGUGUCGCAGCUGCUGGGCGAGCAGCUGAGCGCGCAGGUGGACCCCGCCAAGGAGCCCAACCUGUACAACUCGCUGCUCACCACCACCACCUUCCUCUGCGGCCUCUUCCAACUCGCCAUGGGGCUGCUCAGAAUGGGCUUUCUGGUCGAUCUACUGAGCCAGCCCACCAUCACGGGGUUCCUGGCGGGGUGCUCGCUGACCAUAGCGCUGCAGCAGCUGAAGCCCAUUCUGGGGUACAGUGACUUCACGCUCAGCACCAGCGUUGUCAACAUCUUCAAGGCCGUCGCCCAGUACUCCGACCAGGUGGGUGCUGUGCGGUGCUGCUAG
Messenger RNA from Closterium sp. NIES-65, 957 nucleotides. The record is from the annotation of a GenBank genome assembly. NCBI's taxonomy places the organism in Eukaryota, Viridiplantae, Streptophyta, Zygnematophyceae, Desmidiales, Closteriaceae.